UUAGAAAUUUGUCGUUUACUAAUCAAAAAUGGAGGGGAUGUUAACGCUAAGAACAACAACGGGCAGAUGCCUUUACAUUACAUAACUAACACUGGUAUAAAAGAUAUUUUUCAAAUACUAAUUUUAAAUGGAGCAGAUGUAAAUGCGAAAGAUAAUAAUAAUGAAUCACCCUUACAUUUUGCAGCAAGGUCAACAAACAUAGAAUUUGGCCGAUUAUUAAUCGAGUAUGGUGCGGAUCUUCACGCUACAGAAAAAAAUUUCGAAGACACCCCAUUACAUUAUUCCGUCAAGCACUCAAACGUUGAAUUCGUUCAGUUUCUAAUCAAAAACGGUGCCGAUAUUAACGCUAAAAAUAAAGAUUUGAAAACAUCUUUACAUUAUGCCGCUUUCUAUGAAAACAUUGAAGCGGGGUGUUUCUUAAUCGAAAACGGAGCUAACGUUAACGCUGAAAACAUUUAUCAAAAUACUCCGUUACACUUUUGUGGUGCAAUCUCAAAUCUGGUUUUGAGUGGUGCGUUAAUCGAAAACGGUGCAGAUGUUAACGCGAAGAACUUCUUUACAUACACACCUUUGCAUUAUGCUGCUAUAUCGAAAAAUGUAGAACUCGGGUUAAUGUUGGUCAAAAAGGGAGUGGACGUGAAUGUUAAAACUAAUAGUGGAAAGACACCCCUUCAUGCUGCAGCUAACCAAUUCGAAAACUUUGAAUUCGGUCAAUUUUUAAUUGAAAACGGAGCUGAUAUUAACGCUAAGACUUACGAUGAAAAUAAAACAGCCUUACAUUUUGUCGGAAGAACUAAGUGCUUGAAAUUUGCGCAAUUGCUCAUUGAAGGUGGAACGGAUGUAAACGCUAAAACCAAAAAGGGGCGGACACCUAUGUAUUACUCCAUUAAAAAUUGCAGAUUUAUUGAUGAAAAGCUUGAAAUGUGUAAACUUUUACGCCUAAAUGGGGUGUGCCCUGAGAGUUCCUGCGUUGUUGUUUAUUGUGUGAAGAUGUCUGUGGAAUUACGAAGUGAUAAACAAAAUAUUUACCUUAUCGGACUGCCAAGCCACCAGAUAAAUGGUGCAAAAUUACCAUCUAAUCGACAAGUUCUCACCGUUUUAUUUUACAAUAUUCGUGAAGUCAAGCUGACUGUUAGUGAAAGUGCGAAUCUUGUUAUAAGAGAGUGCAUUAUAUUUUGGGAAAAAGCCAGAAUUCCUACGAAGGCAUUUCCUAACUGCGUGAAGAAACUUGUUGAUUUAUAUCAUGUUUGGAGGGAGCUGCAAAAAAACUGUAAGAAAACUCAGGUGACGUUCAAAAACCGUGAAAAUAAUUUUGUAAAAGACCUUGAUAACUUAUUUGAUAUUGCACAUGCUGAUGCCUUCGACAGAAUGAAAAUAGAGGAAGACAAAGAAUUUUUAAGGAAACAGAGAGAGCCAGGUCGGCCGGGAUGCUUAGGUGGAAUUGACAAAAAAUUGGCGGAGAAAGAAGAACGAGUUAGGCAAAGACAAUUGAAAGAAGAGGAAAGAAAGGUAAAACAAAGAAAGUUAUUGGCUGUUGCAUCUACUUCUUCGAUAGAUAGCUUGGAAUGUCUUGAGAAUUCGGAUGAGGAACAGAUUUCGAACUCUGAACUUAGUACUCAGAUUCCUUGCCCUGAAAAAAGUUCUAAAAGAGGCACGAAAAGUUUCAUAACUCCUAAACUGGUAGCAGCUUUAGAUCGAUGCCAAUUAAGCAUAAGGGACUCAGUUUACAUUCUCCAUGCGGUUGUAGAAGCGCUUGGUCUGAACAGCGAUGAUUUCCCUAUUAACAAAUCCUCGAUUCAGCGAAUUCGUACUCAGGCGAGAAAAUCCAGGGCAGAAGCAAUAAAAACUGACUUCCAGAAUAAUUUGCCUGACGUAGUCACAGUCCAUUGGGAUGGAAAACUAUUACCUGGAUUGGAUGUACGAAGUUCAAAAGAAGAACGCUUGCCAAUUAUUGCUUCAUUUGACGAUAGAGAACAGCUUCUUGCAGUACCAAAAUUAGAGAGUUCUUCUGGAAAACAUCAAGCUAAAGCCAUUUCAACUGCACUCUUUGACUGGAACCUCCAUGAUAAAGUACAGAUAAUGUGCUGCGAUACAACAGCUUCAAAUACUGGCCGUUUCAGAGGAGCUUGUGCUAUUUUGGAGCAGACUUUAGAAAGGGAAUUGCUGCUUUUUGCUUGUCGUCAUCAUAUUUAUGAGUUGGUCCUUAAAGCUGUUUUUGAAACCAAGGUAAAGCAUAUUACAAGUAGCCCAGAUAUUCCAAUUUUCAAAAAGUUAAGAGAUAAUUGGAAAAAUAUUAACACCGAUAACAUUGAGCUCUGAAUUUCGUUAAAGCACAUAUUGCUGAGACAAACAUUACAUAUUUGUUAACUUUUUAUAAGACUGAACUGGAAAAACCUUUUAUUAGAGACGAUUACCGCGAAUUGGUUGAACUAUGCGUUGUGUUCUUAGGAGGAGAUACAGAGAAUAAACUAAAACUCAGGCCCCCCGGAGCUUUGCAUCAAGCGCGAUGGAUGGCGAGAGCGAUCUAUUCUAUAAAAAUAUGUUUGCUUCAAUCGCAACUUAAAAUUACUGCAAAGGACAAAAAUGCUCUACAAGAUGUUUGCUUAUUUAUCGUCACCUUGUAUACUAAACCUUGGCUCGAAUGCACAGUGGCAAUUAAAGCACCUAACCAAGACUUGUGCUUUUUGAAAGCUCUAAAAGAAUAUGAAAAAGUAGACGCGACAAGUUCCAAGGCAUCC
This is a messenger RNA of Onthophagus taurus, 2738 nucleotides long. NCBI's taxonomy places the organism in Eukaryota, Metazoa, Arthropoda, Insecta, Coleoptera, Scarabaeidae. The record is from RefSeq and is a predicted model, not a curated record.